Messenger RNA from Scleropages formosus (Asian bonytongue), 4075 nucleotides. RefSeq lists its product as uncharacterized. Gene Ontology annotation, biological process: cell-matrix adhesion. The record is from RefSeq and is a predicted model, not a curated record. The coding region runs from base 53 to 4075 and encodes 1340 amino acids. The transcript has 27 exons. NCBI's taxonomy places the organism in Eukaryota, Metazoa, Chordata, Actinopteri, Osteoglossiformes, Osteoglossidae.
UUUCACUUCAACACAACAGACUAGUUUUCUGUUCAGUUCAGCAAAAGCUGUCAUGGGUUUUCUUCUUGCGUCUCUGUGUGUGGUGCACCUGCUGCUCUUAGAAGCUGAUGGGACAAGCGCUGAGACAGAACCUUUCUACCCAUUUGGCCUUAACAACGGAGACACACAGUAUGACUACAAUAGUUAUUAUUACAACUAUGGACAUUAUUUUCAGAUUCAGCCAGAAACUAGUUUUCCAUUUUUUGGAGGCAAAUACUAUCUGAUAAAUAUUUACAUGCAAGGGUUCUUGACCCUCGGACAAACUUCAGACUACUAUUAUCCUAUCCAAUUCCCAAGCUAUUCUAGAAAUGACUUCAUUGCUCCAUUUUGGACCACCUGGAACAAUGGUGUAAAUGGUGCACUCUUCUACCGUGAAGUGACCAGUGGGAGUGUCCUACAAGAGGUCACGAGUGACAUAAACCAGUACUACCCUCAACUGAAUUUCAGCGCCGCCUGGGCCUUCAUCGCCACAUGGAACUGGACGAAAUAUGACUCAGCAGCUCCCCCUGAAGCAACCUUCCAGGUGGUUCUGGUCACAGAUGGGACUUUAUCAUUUGUUCUGAUGAACUAUGGUAACCUGUCUGCUACUUCAGAUGUCCAGGUGGGAUAUGACACAAUGAAUUCGACCAAUUAUUUCAGCAUGCCUGGAUCAUUCCAAAGCAACAUUACCAACUUGUCUUUCACCAGUAAUGUCAAUGUAAAAGGUCGUUGGGUGUUUCGCACUGAUUACUGUUACAAUAACUGUCUGUUCCAAGAUGACUUUUACCCUUAUGGCCCAAACAAUGGAGAUUCACUGAUCCCACCUGUGAAUGAUGGAAAUUCCUCCGUGAUCCUAUUAACUGAGACUCUCCAGUUUUUUGGAACAGAAUACAACAAACUUUAUGUGAAUAACAAUGGUUUCCUGACCUUUGGCCAAGCAGUGAGCAGUCCCUACUCUUCGAUGUUUCGGUCUGGCUACGAUAUCAUUGCUCCUUUCUGGAGUAACUGGAACACCACAAAAAGUGGCGUCAUCUCUUACCGUCAAGCGACCAGUGGCAGUGAUCUCCAACAGGCCACCAGUGACAUAAACCAGUACUUUCCUCAGCUGAACUUCACUGCUACCUGGGUCUUCAUUGCCACAUGGGAUAAUGUGGCCUUCUACAACAUGGACACAGAAACCUCUUUCCAGGUGGUUCUGAUUUCAGAUGGAGAUCAAUCUUUUGUACUAAUGAACUACGGGAGAAUCUCUUCUGUGAUUUCAAGUAUGCAGGCUGGCUUUGUCACUGCAGACUCAAUGAUUUACUUCAAUAUGAUGGAAUAUAGCUCAUACACAGAUCUAACUUUCAGCAGCAAUGUCAAUGUUAAAGGGCGCUGGGUCUUUCAAACCAACAUCAAUUAUGAAAAAGGACCAUUUCUUCCAUUUGGCACCAACAAUGGAGAUACACAGCAAUACAUUCCAAGUUAUUACUACGGCUAUUAUUAUUCGUAUUAUUAUUAUAGUUAUUAUUCUCAGACUGGAACACCCAUUAAUUUUCCCUUCUUUGGUGGCAAAUACUAUCAGCUAUAUAUUUACCCCUAUGGCUACUUGACCUUUCCUCAGAAUGUUUACACAACACCUGUCCAGUUCCCAACCUAUUCUAGAAAUAAUUACAUAGCUCCUUUUUGGUUGCUCACUGAUUACACACAAAGCGCCGUGGUCUCCUACCGCCAAGUGACCAGUGGCAGUGUCCUUGAACAGGCCACUAGUGAUUUACACCAGUACUUUCCUGAGCUGAACUUCACCGCUACCUGGGUCUUCAUUGUCACAUGGAACGUGAUGGAAUAUUACCCAACAAUGGGCAACAACACAAUCUUUCAGGUGGUUUUGGUCUCUGAUGGACAUUUAUCUUUCAUCAUGAUGAAUUAUGGAAACCUUGCACCGAAAACUCAGAGUGUCCAGGUUGGAUAUGACACCAUUAAUUCAACUAAUUAUUUCAGCAUGCCCGAGUCUUUUGAAAGCAACAUCACCAGCUUGUCUUUCACCAGUAAUGUGAAUGUAACAGGUCGUUGGGUGUUUCGCACUGAUUCCUGUCCUAAUAAUUGUCUGCUCCAAGAAAACUUUUACCCAUUUGGUCCAAACAAUGGAGACACAGUGAACCCAGCUGCGGAUGAUGAAAGUUCUUCUGUUAUUCUCUUAAAUGAGACUUUUCAGUUCUUUGGAUCAGUCCAUAAUCAACUUUAUGUGAACAACUAUGGUUUCCUGACCUUUGACCAACCAGUGAGCAGCUCUUACUCUUCGAUGUUUGGGUCUGGCUAUGAUACCAUUGCUCCUUUAUGGAGUUACUGGAACACCACAAAAAGUGGCGUCAUCUCUUACCGUCAAGUGACCAGUGGCAGUGAUCUCCAACAGGCCACCAGUGACAUAAACCAGUACUUUCCUCAGCUGAACUUCACUGCUACCUGGGUCUUCAUUGCCACAUGGGACAGCGUGGCCUAUGGCAACAUGGACACAGAAACCUCUUUCCAGGUAGUUCUGAUUUCAAAUGGAAAUCUCUCUUUUGUACUGUUGAACUAUGGGCGAAUCUCUUCUGUGAUCUCAAAUAUGCAGGCUGGAUUUGUCACUGCUGAUUCAAUGAUUUACUUCAGUAUCCUGGAUCAAAUUUCAUACACAGACCUAACUUUCAGCAGCAACAUCAAUGACGGAGGUCGCUGGGUCUUUCAGUUAAACAUGAAUUAUACCAAAGGACCUUUCUACCCAUUUGGCACAAAUAAUGGAGAUACACAGCAAUUCUGGAAUUAUUAUUAUUACUUUUAUUAUUAUUAUUAUUAUCACUAUUAUUAUUCAAGUCAGAGUCAGACAAACAAUUUUCCCUUCUUUGGUGGCAAAUAUUAUCAAACAAUUGUUUAUGGUAAUGGGCUCUUGAGCUUAGGAUCAGUAUUAGCCACCUCUUACCCUGCCACCAUCCCAACCUAUUCAAUAAAUAAUAUCAUUGCUCCUUUCUGGAUGGACAUUAACAGUCUCCAAAGAGGUGUGAGCAGCUUCCGUGAAGUGACCAGUGGCAGCAUCCUCCAACAGGCCACUAGUGACAUAAACCAUUACUUUCCUGAACUGAACUUCAAUGCUACCUGGGUCUUCAUUGCCACAUGGAACUGGCCGGAAUAUCAACCAGCAAUGGACAAUGACAUCAUGUUCCAGGUUGUUCUGGUCUCAGAUGGGAAUAUGUCAUUUGUCAUGAUGAACUAUGGAAACCUUGCCCCAAUUAGUGAAAAUGUCCAGGUUGGAUAUGACUCAUUAAAUUCAUCAAAUUACUUCAGUAUGGCCGAAUCAUUCCAAGGCAACAUCACCGACUUGUCUUUCACGAGUAAUGUCAACACAUCGGGUCGCUGGGUGUUUCGCACCGAUUACUGUCUGAAUGAUUGUCUCUUCCAAGAAAAUUUCUACCCAUAUGGGCCCAGUAAUGGAGACACAGUGAACCCAAGUGUGGAUGACGGAAGUUCCUCUGCUAUCCCCUUAAUUAAUAUGUUUCCAUACUUUGGAAAACCAUACAACCAACUUUAUGUGAACAACAAUGGUUUCCUGACCUUUGAUCAACCAGUGAGCAGUCCAUACUCUUCAAUGUUUCAGUCUGGCUAUGAUGUCAUUGCUCCUUUAUGGAGUAACUGGAACACCACAAAAAGUGGCAUCAUCUCUUACCGUCAAGUGACCAGUGGCAGUGAUCUCCAACGGGCCACAAGUGACAUAAACCAGUACUUUCCUCAGCUGAACUUCACUGCUACCUGGGUCUUCAUUGCCACAUGGGACAGUGUGGCCUUCUACAACAUGGACACGGAAACCUCCUUCCAGGUGGUUCUGGUCUCAAAUGGGGAUCUGUCCUUUGUACUGUUCAACUAUGGUCGGAUCUCAGAUGUAAUUUCAUAUGCAGAGGCUGGCUAUAACACAGCAGAUUCAGCACACCACUACAAUAUAUUGAGCUCUACUUCAAUCGCAGGGUUGACUUUCAGCAAAAAUGUCAAUGUCAAUGGUCGCUGGGUGUUUCAGACAGAUGGCAGCUGUGUCAAAGGUAACAUUUUUACCUAA